AUCGCCACGGAGUAUUUUCUCGGUAUAUAUGAUCAGCCUCUGGCUCUGACUACUAAUUACCGUUACUGCAUCGACAAUCAAAAGACCCGAAACAUCGAAGACAGUGUCUCGACAACGAACAACAAGUGCACGAGGCCAGGCGCGGAUGGUAGAUCUGGAGCGCGCCCAUUCACCUACCUCUUCGAUUGCUAUUAUAUCCAGCCAGCCCGGGUUUUCGUUUCUAGACGAGAACAUUUCAAAACGACAUUUCUCGAGCAACGCGACGCCAUCCUCCAACAUCAUAGCUGAAACCGAUUGCCUCUCGCCAACAUGACACCCCCACCAUACCUCUACCACGCCCUCCUCCGGCCAUCGAUUCUCCAGAUCCUCCGCGCAGCCGGCUACCACGGCGCCCGCACCUCGGUGCUCGACUCAGUAACGGACAUGGCCGCCCGCUACCUGGACGCGCUCUGUCGCCUCACAGCCGCCUUCGCCGCUAACAACAACGAAGAGUCCGAGACGGGCGAGCUGGUACCAACAAUAGUCGACGUGCGCAUGGCUCUGCAGCAGAUCGGCGCUCUGCUGCCCGAGAAGUCGGAACUCGAACAGCUGUACAACGGCGUGGAAGAUACCCGGGGGGUGGACGCGUUUGUCGCGUGGGCGGCGGGUCCGGUCAACAAGGAGAUCAAGAGGAUAGCGCUCGACAGUAGUGAUGAGGCGACGGAUUAUCUCAAUGCUCUCAAACUAAAACACAGCAAAAACGACGACGACUCCCGCUACACGGGCUCGCUCCUCGGCAAAUGCAUCGAACACGGCAACGUCGAAGUGGAAGGCGGCAAAUACCACAGCAUCUCGGUAUGGGAGGAGAAGAUGAAGGAAGCCGCGCGACGACCGACACCACAACCACAACCCCAAGAGAACGAGCCGGAGGGCAUCAACGGCGACAGGGAAGAUUCACGCCCGCCCAGUUCCGGGCUGAGCUCGAUUGGCGACCAGAGCAUAGCCGACCCUAUGGACUUGGAAUGAGCGAGUACACUGGGGUCCUGAGGUUUGGCUGAGACUUGGGUCCUUCGCCUGAGGUGGAAGGACCUGAAAUUGUGCCCGGCUUGUCGAUGCCGACAUUAUGAGGCGGCAGGCGAACGCCGGUAGACUGUUGACGUAUGUGGCAGUAUGGACCAGCAGAUGGGGUUCUCACGCUGCGCUCACGGUGGAAAGAGGCAGACUGGAGAAUGGAAAGGGCGAAGGUGAAUCCAAACAUUUCAUUCCUGUUGGGUUUUAGCGGUUUCAAAAAAGCAUAGCGAUGGCGUUCUGGAUACUCAGACGAAGCACAUAAACAAAAUUUCUG
Molecule: messenger RNA, 1324 nt
Organism: Neurospora tetraspora
Lineage: Eukaryota; Fungi; Ascomycota; Sordariomycetes; Sordariales; Sordariaceae
Exons: 2
Coding region: 310-1005 (231 amino acids)
Molecular function (GO): protein heterodimerization activity
Source: RefSeq, a predicted model, not a curated record